CCUUUCCGUGCAACAAAAAUUUGGAAUGACCUAAUUGAACACCUCAGGGCUAAGGUUGAAUUGAAGAGACGUAGGUACAAAAUGCGUCAUGUAGAUUCCUGUUUUACUGGAACUGACGCAGUUGAUGUUGUUCUUCAUUUCCUCCUCAAUGAUAAAGAGAUGUUCUCUUCUGAUCUCUCCAGGGAAAAGGCAGUGAAAGUAAAUACAAUUAUUUAUAAAUAUCAUUUUGAAUUUGAAUAAUUUGCAAAAUUAAGUAAUUAACAAACAUAAGCUGAAGACAAAUAACUCAUUUUUAAGUUGAGUCAUAAUUCAUAUUUAAUAUAAAUUACUUUUGUCAGUUCAUAUCUAUCCAAAAAUAAUUCUUUAGUUGUAGGAAUUAAGUUUUUUUUUUUAUGUUUUGGUAUCAGUCUCAAUACCUCUUUUUUUAAAUUAUCUUAAGGUUUGUCAGAUGUUAAUGCAAAGGAAAGUCUUUCAGUCAGCUACUGAUAAGCCAGAUACAGAUAAGGCUAUGUUUUUUGAAGAUAGCAGCAAUCGGCUCUACCAGUUUAUGGGAGAGCAUGUGGUCAAUGAAGAUGCUCUUGAACUAGAUGAAGAUGAUGGUGACUGUGGAGAUAUUCACAAUGUAACCCAGUCCUCAAUGAACGCAAGGUAUGUUUCAUGUUUAGACUUUGUCAUUCAUUCAGACCUCGUGUGCUCUUGCAUUUGGUGAGGAUAACCAUUAGCUUCUGCCCUGAAAGGUUAGGGGGUCUUCCAGAUAUCAAAUAUAUUCUGAUACAUGGAUGCAAGUGACAUAUUGUACUGGUUGUUUACCAUGGUCUCAUCAUUAGUCAGUAUUUAAAAUAUUUUGUAUCCAACCAUUUCAUGUUCUGCUAUUGAAUUUUAUUUUUUACUUUUCAGACAUGGUUAUGGUUCUUUAAAAAAAUGAUUGAUAGAUAAACCAGUUAUUUGUAUUUCAGAAAUAUAUCUUUAAUAUUGCUCUUUAGUUUUGUGAUUUGAACAAAGUUUUUUAUCAAGAAAUUUUUCCCUAUCAUAAAACACUGGUACAAAAAGAUCCCAGUAUAAAAAAUAAAUUUUAAUUAUUGGUAAGGGAUCAAAUGAAUUUUUCUUUUAAUAAACAUAUUGAUUUUGUAAAAAUUUAAAGAGUGCUGGAUUAAAAAAAAAAAAAAAAGUUAGAAUGACGCGUCUGUAAUAAUAUAAUAACGGGCUGGAUUUAUUUCUUUUUCCAAAGGCCUUCAGAUGGGUUUGAGCCUGAUGAUGAACCAAAUGCUCCAGAGCCAAUCUGCAAUACCAGACCACUGCGCGAGAUUCAUAACAACAAUAAGGACAUUGACUUUGCCAUGACGCCCGGGAGAAAAAUUAAAACUUUAACAGCCGAAGGUGGGGAACCGCUCUAAACAUCUCUAUUUAUUAUACUGAAAGGUGGUUUAGCAAAAGUAUUAUAUAAAAUCACCACGUUUUCUCUAAGGUUUUACUACUACUAGUCUUAAAAUAGAUACAAAUCUGUUAAUUAUUUUAGAGAGAACAAUUUUUUUCUUAAAAGUUGGAUUUUUUUCAUAAUUAUUUGUUUGAAAAUUGGAAAUUUUAAAAAGCUUUUUCCGAACCUCUUCACAGAAAUUGAUGACAUGUGGAGAGAAGUGGCUCUUACUCAGCUUCUUACUCUUGUGGAGUUAACUUUUCUUGAUGGGAUCCUAAGUGAAGACAAGCGGACUCAAAAGCAGCAGCAAAGAGAUCACCUCAUUAUCUCUAACAUUGUGGCUAGGAGCUGGCAUCUUCCACUCACCCCGAGCAGCCUCAACACACCGUCGGAUCCUCUGUUAAAAACAGCAAUGGAGUGCAUUGAAUUUCUACCUAAAGGUUUUUACAAAUUUAAAACAUCUAAGACUUUACCAACUUAUCAGUACAGAUCAUGGAUUUGAUUUUUGCUGAUAUAAAAUCCGUCUUGAAGUCAAUAUUGUCGUGUCAGGAACUGAGGUCUUAUGAUUUAUGAUGGCUGAUUUUUGCGCUUGAGAAACACUUAAAAUAUUUUACGUUUAAGUUAUUCUAGUUUACAAAUGUUUAUCAAUAACGCUGGAAAUGAAAAUGUAUAAUGUAAUUAAAACACAGUUCAAUUAAUUUGGAUCAAUUAAAGAAUCUUAUGUUAACGUAUCUUAGCAGAACAAUUAAGAUCAUUGAAAUAAAACUAAACAUGAACAAAAAAUUAUAACUGAAUGAAUAAAUAUAAUAUUGUAAAAGCCUGCAUUCACUCAUCUCCGCCUUUAACUCUACUGGAUUUUAUGUACCCCAGUUAUUGCAUUGUAAAGAUGUUUCACUUGAAUUUGAAAUUAUUCAUACAGCAAUUUUUACUUAAAUUUAAAUACCUUAUUAAACAAAAAAGUUUAACAAUGCGUUUUUUGGGGGUAUGCAAGAAAACAGUGAAAGUGGUUCAGUCCAUUAGAGUUACUCUCUGCCUCUAUAGUUACGUAAGAAUAUUUUAUGGAGUUCAGGGUAGAAGAGGAAACAUCCUUAUAACUUGAUUGCUCUUACUCUCUUCUCAGGGUUAAACCUCCUAAGUGAGCCAGUGUUCAAGCGGAGAGGCUUAGAAGCCAAAGUGUGGGCUAAAGAUAUUAUUGUCAAACACUUCACAAGUCAGUCAGACAGCCUACUGCCGCAGAAGUAUCUAGAGUUGCAUAUGGCUAUUUUAAAUCUUGUCCUUUCUGGCAGCUUUGAUAAUGGUAUGUCACAACGUCCUUGGGGAAAUUCGCCAUGUUUAUUAAAAAUUUCCUCACCAACUACGAUUUCAAGAAGUCGUCAUUAAUAAUAAAUAUUAAGUAACAGUUUACAAAAAUUCUAUUAAUAUUUAUCCAUAAUAAUUAAAAAUAAAUUCUUCAUAGUAUAAUUGUUAACUUAACCCUUCUGUUUUAUCUGUGUAAAAAUGUGCAUAACUUGCUUGAAGUGAUGUUGUAUAUUAUAGCAUUGUAUUUAUAUUGUCACACUAUUUUCAUUAAAAAAUUAAGAUAUUAAUUUUUAAGUUUGUUUUUUAAACCAGUGGAUCCCAACAAUUUUGACUCGUGUGGCCUUUUUAUGGAAUCAAUGUAACGGUGGGGGAGCCUCAUAAGCCCACCUUGUUUCUAAAAUAUUAAUAGUGUUUAGGAGUUCCCUGGAGUGGCCACGGCAGUCCCCAGAGAAGUGUACGCUAACCUUAGGGUUUUGUCAGACACAUGUUGGGAAGCACUGCUCCAAACCAUUUGACUUAUUUCAAUACAGUUCCUAGCACUGACUUUUUGUGUCAUAACAAUGACUUCCUUGAUUUUUUUCCAUUUCAUUUCAGCCUUAAGUGCCCUACAGCUCUAUAUGAUUCUUUUGCCUGUAGCUGCCAGGGAGGAGUUGUACAGACUGCUGAAGUUCAUGAGAUCUUUGGCUGCUGACACCACCAUUAGACUUGACCCAGAAGUAAGUCAUAAUUAUGCUCUGAGGUUUAUUCCAGGUCUCAAAUACUUGUGUUAAAUUUCUAAGGAUGAAAUGGCUCCGCUCUUUUAUUUUCAACCACUCUAAAAGACACAUUGGUUCUAAAGAAUAUGCUGCAUCUAAAAAAGAAGAGAAAAGACUUUUUGGAGGCCAUUAAGCUUAUAACUGAAACAUUAAUCCUAUUUGUGGCGGAUGGAAAGUCAUCUAAGAGUAGGUCCCCUGCGCAUGGCCAAAGAAGCAAUGUAAGAGUCUAGAACUUUGUUACUGUCUCCUAGCCCUUGGAACAAUGCUGAUGUGUACUGUCAAGUAAAAAAAAAAAUCAAGGUUUAAAAUGUUCGGUAUUCUUUAAAUUUUUUAUAUGCUGUUUAAAACUCCGUCCACAACAAUAAUAAAACAGUAAUAGGUGGUUUUCACUACAGAAAAAAAAAGAAUCUCCUGUGCACAGUUCGAAGACACUCUCAGCUCAUCAAAAUAAGCCCAACCUAUGUCUAAUUGUUAACAAUGUUCAGGAGUUCCUUGGCGGGGCAACGGAGCCCCAGAGAACCACAUGCUGACCUUAGAGUUUUGUGAGACAUCAAAUGUACACACUUUUUUUCAACACACCUCUGUGGCUGAGUAAAGUUCAUGUGAUAAAAGAGGAAAUAAUUAAAGGGAAGAAAAAACACUCACCCAAACAUCACAACCACGUGACCUGACUGUGACACUAUCCUGUUCAAUAUAUUGCUAUAUUUUUUCUGGGUUUUUAUGCCUGGUUUAAAAGCUCUACAAACAUAUGUAGUUAUACAUUUUCAUUUGAGUUAAUUAUAGCUUACAAUGAAUCAGUUUCACAAGCACCCAGUAUCAGAUUCUAAAAAAUAUUACAUUGUAUCAGUAAUCUUUCUUAUAGCACAUUUUUCUUAAAAGAAGGGGAAAAAAAAGUCUGUAAAUGUGUGCAAUCAAUCGUUGUAUCUUUCAGGAAUCUAAUGAAAUGGUUAUACUGAGGCUUCUCACAGACUGCAUCUUCCAGCACAAACUUCUAGCCUCCAAUGUAGCCCAGAAAAUGGUUCAGUUCAUGAUGAACAAUGCCGACCAGAUGUUCACGAUUCCACGCUACGUCAGAAAGAAAGUGGCCAUCAAACUGUACCAGCUCAAGACUGGGAAAGCCAUGCUGGACUGUGGUGAGUGGAUGAGUUAGAGUUUCCAAAGUUAACAUUUAAUUGUGUUCUUGACUUUAUAUAGCUGUUGCAUGGCUUUCAUAGGACUACUGAGUUUAGUAUUUUUUACAUAGCUUUUAUAGAACUAUUUUGUACAUAGCUUUCAUAGAACUACUGAGUUGAGCAUUUUUUUACAUAGCUUUCAUAGAACUACUGAGUUGAGCAUUUUUUACAUAGCUUUCAUAGAACUACUGAGUUGAGCAUUUUUUACAUAGCUUUCAUAGGACUAUUUUGUACAUAGCUUUCAUAGAACUACUGAGUUAACUCAUUCCUGACGGUUGCAACUAAAUGCGUCCUUGGGGGGUUUCUCCUGAUGUGUCCAAAUGCGUCCCGGUGCAUAGCAACACACCUCUCUUUUUUCUGGUUAAAAAUAGCAAUGAAAUCUCACAUCCCUCGAGACUUCCGGCUAUGGCUUGAUUUCUGCGUGAUUUUAAUUUAAAAAACCGGAAGUUUUUUAUCUUGUUACACUUUAAAACUACGUGUGCUUUAGAACAUCGCGUCUAUUUGUAGCAUGUGUUCGUCCGAGGUGCCAAAAAUCGAUUUUUUGGCCAUUGUUCAUUAUUUUUUCGCCGCUAAUGUUAUAUUUUUAUUAAACCGUAUUCAUUUUUUGAUGCAUUCGUCCUUAUUUCAUUAACAUUUAUUAUUAUUUAGCAGCUUUAAAAAAUAUUUUAAAAAUUUAAAUCAAUUUCAAAAAUGAGUUGCUUGCCUUAUCUCAGGAAAAUAAAUUAAGUACAGAAGUAGUACUGCCGGAGGGAAUGAGUUAAGUAUUGAAUCAAUGGUCAGUGAUGGGCAACAAAAUGAUACUUUGUAUUAUAUUUUAAGAUUAUUGUUAAAUCUCAGUCACAUCAGAUUUCUCAUGUGGUGGCUUGGUUGAUCUUUGAUUAUUCCCAAAUAAAUGCUUUUGAUGAAAGUAUUAUUUGAGGACCAUGAGUUUUAAAUGAGUUUUUAUUUUUUAAAAUAAUAAUAAUAAUAAAGAUCAUUUCAAAAACACGCUUCAUCCCCAAAGGCUCGAAGCGCGGUACAAAGUCAACAAAAAACAAAUCUAUAAUUUACCACAUUUAAAACAAACGCAACACUACAAAAAUUAAUUACAAGCAUACAAUGGCAAAGUCUUUCUACCCAUUUCAACCAUACGCAACACAGCCAUUAUGCAUUAACUGGAAAAUAAGGUUGAAAAUAAGCUGCUAAUGUUAUUGGAAUGGCCACUCAUGGUCCUUUGAGCCUCAAUAACGCAAGUACUUUGUUAUUUCCAGAAGCCAGCUACUGCAAUCGAGUAUCUAAGGAAGAGUUUGAGCGCCAGUCCAAGGACUGUACUGAAGUGUCCUUGAUUGAUUUGAUGAACACAGUACUGGAUGACACAAGCCUUUCACUGAAGGAGAAGAAGCACAGACUCAAACAGUUCCAGAAAUCUUACCCUGACCUCUUUGAGCAGAACUUUCAAGGCUUGCUUUGA
Molecule: messenger RNA, 6090 nt
Organism: Lymnaea stagnalis (great pond snail)
Lineage: Eukaryota; Metazoa; Mollusca; Gastropoda; Lymnaeidae
Source: the annotation of a GenBank genome assembly